Messenger RNA from Pyrenophora tritici-repentis Pt-1C-BFP, 1209 nucleotides. Its product is annotated as PMG multi-domain protein. NCBI's taxonomy places the organism in Eukaryota, Fungi, Ascomycota, Dothideomycetes, Pleosporales, Pleosporaceae. Gene Ontology annotation, molecular function: hydrolase activity, hydrolyzing O-glycosyl compounds. The record is from RefSeq and is a predicted model, not a curated record. Gene Ontology annotation, biological process: carbohydrate metabolic process.
AUGUUUCAAGGAUCCCUCCCUUCCUCCAUUCACUAUUUUAGUGGUGCCAAUAACGGCUCACCACCAAUGUCGUACCUACCGCCUUUAAGAGCACUGCUCUUACCUCUCACAGUGCUACUUCUAAAACCCGCCCUCGCAACGAACCUGUACACGACCUCCAAUAAUGAAACACCCAAAGAUAAUAGCCCAGACUGCGACUGCUACGUCGUGCUUUCUGGGAAGGACACAAAAACACCGGAAUACUUCCAAUAUUACCGUUUCUAUGACUUCCGGAACCUCCCAGGUGCCCUGAGCGAACCACCGCCACUGCUUAAUGAUACACAGAUUGCAGGUCUGGCACCCACGUGGCAACCCGAUCUGUUUAGCAGUGAUGCAUGGACUAGAGACUGGGGGAUCCAGAACUGGACUAAGCCGUCCACUUCCGACUUCCCCAUACCGAUGAACAACUCGGUCGCAAAUGUAUAUCUUGGCGAAGAAGACUCAACGUCAUACCUUGCACUACGCACAUCACGCCUAGACGACUAUCAGACGGCAGGCGAGAUCGAGAAUGAGCAAAAGAACUUGAUGCAUGUCUCGAUGCGCAUGUACGGCCGUGUUCAGGGAACCAAAGGCGCAGUCGCAGGAUUCUUCACCUUCUUCGACGACGAAAACGAGUCCGACAUUGAGAUUCUCACAAAAGACCCCACGGACCAGAUUCGCUACACCAACCAGCCCGCAGUCAGCAAGGACGGCAACGAAGUCGCCGUCGCAUCAGUCGGCCCCACCGACCUCCCGCGAUGGGACGACUGGCAAACCCACCGUAUCGACUGGCUGCCCAAGAACAGCUACUGGUACCUGAACCAAAAGCAAGUCGCCGCAAACACGUACUCUGUGCCCCGCAAACAGAGCUUCCUCGUCAUGAACAUGUGGAGCGACGGCGGCACAUGGAGCGGCAACAUGACUGUUGGCGAGAGCGCAGAGUUCCACAUCCAAUGGAUCGAGAUGACUUUCAACACUAGUGGCCCGUACGCAGGCAUUGCCCAGAACAAGAGGGACACAUCGGGCAUGUUGGAGGAGCGGUCAAAGGGCGGGUGCAAGACUGUUUGCAAAAUCGACGAUGUGAAGCAGGUCGGUACACCAGAGGUUGUGCAUAGCGGUGCCAUGGGUUUGGGUGUAUCUUGGGGAUUCUUGGUUGUGGUUGGUCUCGUUUCGUUUGCCGUUGGGUAUUGA